Miscanthus lutarioriparius is the source of this 219-nucleotide messenger RNA. The record is from the annotation of a GenBank genome assembly. Lineage: Eukaryota; Viridiplantae; Streptophyta; Magnoliopsida; Poales; Poaceae.
AUGAAGAAGGAGGUGAAGCAAACGCCGCCGCCGCCAAGCCCAACCGCUGGCCAAGAUGGCGCCGGCGACGAUCGGAUCAGCGCCCUGGAUGACGACUUGUGUGAGCUCAUCCUCGGGUCGACGCACCUCAACGUGAGGGAGCUGGUGCACACGAGCGUGCUGUCAAAGCGGUGGCGCGGCCUCUGGAAGCGCUUACCCGUCCUGGACUUCUUCGGGUGA